Messenger RNA from Fundulus heteroclitus (mummichog), 3875 nucleotides. RefSeq names its product TEA domain family member 3 a (gene tead3a). Gene Ontology annotation, biological process: regulation of transcription by RNA polymerase II; embryonic organ development; hippo signaling. Gene Ontology annotation, molecular function: RNA polymerase II cis-regulatory region sequence-specific DNA binding; DNA-binding transcription factor activity, RNA polymerase II-specific. Gene Ontology annotation, cellular component: transcription regulator complex. NCBI's taxonomy places the organism in Eukaryota, Metazoa, Chordata, Actinopteri, Cyprinodontiformes, Fundulidae. The record is from RefSeq and is a predicted model, not a curated record.
GUCGAAAUGAGCUGAUAGCUCGAUACAUAAAGCUUCGAACUGGGAAGACGCGUACCCGCAAACAGGUAUCUAGUCACAUUCAAGUUUUGGCACGUAAGAGGGUACGUGAAUACCAGGCAAGCAUCAAGGUCUCUAGUCACCUGCAAGUGUUGGCCAAGAGAAAGUCUCGUGAAUUUCAGUCUAAGCUGAAGGCCAUGAACUUGGAUCAGGUAUCCAAAGACAAGGCACUCCAGACAGUGGCCAACCUUUCGUCAGCUCAGAUUGUGUCAGCGAGUGUAAUGAAACCUCAGACUCCCUUCCCUCCACCAGUCAGAUACUGGCCCGGCCCUGUACCAGGACAACCUGGACAUUCUCAGGACAUCAAGCCCUUUGCACAGCCUCCAUACACCACCCUACCAGCGCCUGUCCCGCCACCCAUCAGUUAUGAGACGUUGCCGCCGCCUCGGCCUACAGCCAUCGCCGCUCCUGUGUGGCAAGACAGAACCAUCGCUUCAGCAAAACUACGCCUACUUGAGUAUUCUGCUUUUAUGGAGACUCAAAAAGAGAGAGAGACGUAUAAACACCUUUUUGUUCACAUCGGACCGUCAAACCCAGGCUACAGCGACCCGGUUUUGGAGUCUAUAGACGUGAGGCAGAUUUACGACAAGUUCUCGGAAAAGAAAGGCGGUCUGAAGGAGCUGUAUGAGAAGGGGCCUCACAACGCGUUCUUUCUGGUCAAGUUCUGGGCGGAUCUGAGCGGCGACAUCGAGGAGGGCUCUGGCGCGUUUUACGGAGUGAGCAGCCAGUACAGCGGCACGGAAAACAUCACCAUCAGCGUCUCCACCAAGGUUUGCUCCUUCGGAAAGCAGGUGGUGGAGAAGGUCGAGACAGAAUACUCCCGAUUAGAAGGAGGAAAGUACAUGUUCCGCAUCCAUCGCUCUCCCAUGUGUGAAUAUAUGAUCAACUUUAUCCACAAACUCAAACAUCUGCCAGAGAAAUACAUGAUGAACAGCGUUCUCGAGAACUUCACUAUUCUGCAGGUGGUGUCCAACAGAGAGACCCAGGAGACUCUGCUGUGCAUCGCCUUUGUGUUCGAGGUGUCCACGAGCGAACACGGCGCUCAGUACCACGUUUAUCGCCUCGUUAAUGACUAGCAGAGCAUCCGGUGCAGAGACUCGUCAGACUUUUGAUACAAACAGCUUAAAACAACACUAUGUCCAGCUCGGCACACAGAGCCCCGACUCCUUUUACUCUGAACACAUUUUUUUUUUUUUUUGUCGUUUCUGUUUUUUAAUUAGACCAACCGUCACACUGUAGUCGUACCUUUCGCUCAUUUGAAAUAUAAAUUUUUCACUUGGCAAAGUAAGAAAAAAAGGCAACAUCCCAGAAUGCACCAACGGUCAUCGAAAUGUUUUAGGUCCAGCGUCUGCUUUGUUUGCUUUCUGAAUUAGAAACAUGACCUAUUGACACGGAGUAAAACACUGCAGGCAAGACAAGACAAACCGGCAAGAAACUAGGUCAAGGACUUUUUAUUGCGUUUAAAACAUUUUAAACAAUGUGAUCGAUGCUGUAGUAAAGCCUGUUUUUACAUCCUAGGAAAGACUGACGUGAGACGAGUUUAAGUAUACUUUUUCUAAACGAAUGAUUUUAACGAGUUUCAUUGUAACCUGCCCCGUUGGCCUUUUUUUUUUUUUUAUUAUUAUUAUUUCUGUAUCUUUGAAAGGUACAUAUUCUGUUACGUGAAAAUCAUGGACUUUAUAAUCAGUUUGAUCAAAGAUAGGAUGAUCUUAUUGCAGAGAGUCUGCCUCGUCUCGGACAAUAAUGCACUACAUGUAGAGACGUGCAUGUCGUAUUUAUUAUUUUUUUUAAACACUAUAAUAAUGUAAGGAGAGCGCGAUAAUAUAGAAGCAUUAGGUAAAUUGUUUUCAGUGGUACAUACUGCGGAGGUAAAAUUUCCAAGGACAAUGGCUCCAAACGGUUUGGCAAUAACAAAGUUCAAAUUAUAUUCACAUUUUUAUUGAUAAAACCUAUUUUUUUUUUUAAUGCUUCAUAAACAAACGGCUGUCUUUACUCUGACUGUGUGGGCUUGCUGGAGUAUUUCUACCUCCGCAUGAGUUAAAGAUAAAAAUGUGCUAAGCUGGGGAGCACUGAUGUAUAGGAUGUGUACACUACAUUUGCAAUGGUACUAUGUUUAAGCCAAAACAGUAAGAUGUGUUUUGUAAGGUAUUUUGUUUUUUUGUAUUUCACCAACACAGUGAGAAAACAUGGUAAAUGAUUGAUUUUUAUAGGUUGGAUCUUGAUGUAUGUAUGGUACAGACUACAUUGACAUCACCCUAAGUGCAUUUGGGUAGAUUUUUACACGUCGACACUAACAAACUCUCUGACACUUUUAUCUUUUGUAAAAUAUAUUUAGUAAACUGGUAUGCAUGGCUUUCACCCUCUUUUUAUAUAUAUAUAUUAUAUAUAUUAUAUGACACCAACAUACCUAUUGCUGGCCUGAUUAACUAUAACAUGAGACGACUGAUUCUGUUUUAAAUAAAUAUGGCUGAUAUUCAAUUUUCACUAUGGAGUCGACACAAAGUGCUGCGUUUGUGCUAUCCGUCUUUGCAUUACGAUUCCUUUUAUUCAGUUCCUCACAAAAGAUUAAACAUGUGCCUUUAUGCUGUGCCUGUAAGUUCACGUUUGACCCGGGCGGAGAAGACAAGUUAGCAUUUUUAGCAGAUUUUAUAAACCAAAAAUCUGGCUUCUAUAUGAAUUAUAUUUAGUGUUCAGGGUUUGAAGUGUCUGUGGUGUUGGUAUCAAAGGGAAAACUUGAUAUCAGAGCGUCUGGGUCGGUGUCCAUUACCAUACAAAUGUAUUCAAACCCCAUGAUCACAUUUUGUUAGAUUGCAACUAGAAAGUUCAAUGUCUUUUUUUUUUUAUUUGAUAGUUCAAUACGAAGUUUGCUAUAGUUGUGUAGUAAAAUGAAUUUGCUAGUUCCAGCUGCAGGGCUUUUGAGGCACGUCUUUCAGUUCCUAACGUCUUUUAGUUUCCCUACGCUUAGCUUGGAUCCUCUGACCAGCUUGCCCGUCCUUGUAAAACGAAAGGAUUCUCAUGUCAUGAUACUUGGCACCAUUUUCCCUCACAUUAAAGGAGCAUUGCGCAAGUUUAAAGUUUGUUUUUUUUUUUUUUUUUUUUUUUUUUUUUCCCCCAUAGUUGGCUGAAUCUCCUGGGCGUACGCGUGGGUGUGACGCGCUGCGCUCUCGUGCCAUUGGCUUCUGUGUUGAAUCUCCGCCACCAAUUGACACAUUAGCAAGAGAACGAGGGCUAACUUCAAUAUUUAUAACUUUCUUGCCUCAGAAGACAUUACGACCCUAAACAAAAGACCAGUGCAGUCGCAGCGACAGAUGCUUUUCCUUUUCUUCCAUGCGUGUGCACAACACUGAUGUCGUUUCAACUUGUCACCAGAGGGGGACAGACUUUGCAAAAACUCUGGGAACUUGUGCUCUGCUCCUUUAAGGCCACUAAAUUCAAGCUUUGUUUGAUCUGAGCAUAACACCUUAUUCUUCUUGUUUUCCUACGUACCUUAUGGCAGACUGUAGUUAUAAAGACUUUUUCCUGCCACUUUUCCUUAAAAGCCAGAUAUGAGAAGGUCAUAUUUUCCCUCAGGAGAGAUUUUCCCAGCUGAGCCGUGGAUCUUUGCAGCUCCUCCAGUGACCACAGACCUUGUGACUGAAUUUCUGAUUCUUUAGGCUGACGACUUUGUCUCAGAAGUCUUACAGUUUUACAAUAUCCUUUUCAUACUUAGCUGACGGAUUGAACGUUUCUAUUAGACAUCCAAAGCUUUAGAGCAGGGGUCACCAACAUGGUGCCCGUGGGCAUCAAGUAGCCCUGGAGGAUCACAUGUGGUGCCCACG